Messenger RNA from Lottia gigantea (owl limpet), 1158 nucleotides. RefSeq lists its product as hypothetical. NCBI's taxonomy places the organism in Eukaryota, Metazoa, Mollusca, Gastropoda, Lottiidae. Gene Ontology annotation, molecular function: peptide binding; neuropeptide Y receptor activity. The coding region runs from base 1 to 1158 and encodes 385 amino acids. The record is from RefSeq and is a predicted model, not a curated record. Gene Ontology annotation, cellular component: membrane. Gene Ontology annotation, biological process: G protein-coupled receptor signaling pathway. The transcript is spliced from 4 exons.
AUGUCUUGUCCAGAGAACCGUGAAUUUGAUGUCAGUGGUUUCGAGUUUCCGGGGAAAUUCAAGGAUAUUCCACAAUGGGAGCUCGCAGCCAAAAUUUCAGUCGUGGUCAUUCUAGAACUUUUGGCAUUAACAGGAAAUAUUUUGGUGAUUUUGAUUGUGCUUCAGUCUAAGAAAAUGAGAACUACCACCAAUCUUUACCUCCUAAAUCUCGCCAUAGCAGACCUGUUCGUGGCUAUUUUUCCUAUGUGGAUAGCGGUGUUUGAUGAUGUAUCAGAUGGAUGGAUACUUGGUGGAUUUCUUUGUAAAUUCAAUGCAUGUCUUCAAGUUACAGCGAUGUGUUCGAGUACAUUUACAUUAUUGGUUAUAGCCGGUGACAGAUUCUUUGCAAUCAUCUAUCCACUAAAAUCACGAGUAACGCAACGUAAAGUAAGCAUUAUGGUCACAGGAGUGUGGUUGGCGGCCAUUGCAGUAGGGUUAGCUCCCUUGUUUACCUAUACAUACAAAGAACGGCGGUGGUCGAACUACGUGGAGAAGUUUUGUACAGACGUUUGGCCAACUUAUAUGAUAGAUCAAAAAUGUGAUAAUGGACUAACAUCUAAAAGGGCGUUUUGGAUCAUGGUGUCUGUGGUACUGAAUUGGGUACCGAUGAUUGUAAUGACCAUUUUGUACACUAUUAUAAUAAUCAACCUGAGGUUUAAUAGAGUUCUUCCCAGCAGUGGAGAGUUGUCUUUAAACGCUAUCCAUAGAAGAUCAAAGAGCAAGGUAGUGAAGAUGCUGUUUUCUGUUUUGAUCGUGUUUAUGAUUUGUACGGUACCAUUUCAAUUUACCAAACUAUAUGAAUUAUAUCGAGAGGACCAGUCUGAGAGGUUACCAGAUUGGUAUACACCAUUCUAUUUCUCGUCCAUUAUAUUGAUGUACACCAACACAGCAGCUAAUCCUAUUAUAUAUGGUGGCUUUAAUGAGAAUUUCAGGAACGGCUUCAAGGUCCUGGUUAACCGAAUAUCAAAGCGCCAAGGGCAUCAUGGUAUGAGCAUGAUGAAUGGAGCUGGAAAAGCGAGACUCAGUCUAGUAGAAGAUUUGAGAACGAGGCCGUAUAAAACUCCUGUAGAUACCCAAUUGUCCAAAAUGUCAAUGGAAACUCGUCUUUCAAUUUUGUAA